This is a messenger RNA of Panicum virgatum (switchgrass), 1276 nucleotides long. Its product is annotated as clathrin light chain 3-like. Lineage: Eukaryota; Viridiplantae; Streptophyta; Magnoliopsida; Poales; Poaceae. Gene Ontology annotation, cellular component: plasma membrane; clathrin coat of coated pit; clathrin coat of trans-Golgi network vesicle. The transcript is spliced from 3 exons. Bases 32 to 1135 code for a protein of 367 amino acids. Gene Ontology annotation, biological process: intracellular protein transport; clathrin-dependent endocytosis; clathrin coat assembly. The record is from RefSeq and is a predicted model, not a curated record. Gene Ontology annotation, molecular function: structural molecule activity; clathrin heavy chain binding.
UCCCAAACCAAGACACGACGAGCGAGCGAUCAUGUCCUCCUUCGACUCCGUCGCGGCCGUCGUAGGCGAUGACGACGGUCUACCGCCAGCCCCCUUCGACCCUGCCGUCAUCCCGGACGGCGGCGAGCAGCAGGCGGGGCUCGGCAUGCGCCGCGGCCACCGCUUCGCCGCGUCCUACUCGUCGUUCGGCACUGCCGUCUCCGAGGACGACCUAGGAGGCAUCGCGGGCGACGGUGGCUUCGGCCUCGGCAUGCCCCCGGAUUCCAACGGCGGCGCCCAUGGCGCGUACGGGUACGCCGACGACGCGGCGCGAGGCGUGGAGCAUGUCAUGGGCGCCCAGGACGUGAUGGACGGCGCCGCGCACGGCCGAGUGGGAGGGGGCAUCGGCGGCGGCGGCGGCCUCCUCGACGAAGACCUGUUCGGCGCGGCUGCCGACGACGGGCCCGUCCUGCCGCCGCCGGAGGCCAUGAGGGAGGAGGGCAUCCUCCGCCGAGAGUGGCGCCGCCAGAACACGUUGAUGCUGGAGGAGAAGGAACGGAAGGAGAGGGAGCGGCGCAACGCGAUCAUCGCGGAAGCAGAUGAGUUCAAGAAGUCCUUCCUCGACAAGCGCAGGAUGAACUGCGACACGAAGCGAGAGCAGAACAGAGACAGGGAGAAGCUUUCCCUGGCGAACCAGGACAGGUUCCACAAGGAGGCGGACCGGCAGAACUGCUGGAAGGCGAUCGCGGAGCUGGUGCCGCACGAGAUCCCGGGCCUGGAGAAGAGGGGCAAGAAGAAGGAGCAGGAGCGGAAGCCCGGCAUCGUGGUGGUGCAGGGCCCCAAGCCCGGCAAGGCCACCGACCUCUCCCGCAUGCGCCAGGUGCUCAUGAAACUCAAGCAGAACCCACCGGUUCACAUGGCGCCGCCGCCGCCGCCGGCGGCCAACAAGGAGGACGAGGGGAAGAAGACGGAUGGCGACAAGGACGCCAAGAUAGACGGUAAGAAAGAUGGUAAUAAGCAGGCAGCUGGAGACGCCGAGAAGAAGACGGACGCCGGCGAGAAGGGGGCCGUGAGCGCCGAUGCUGCUGCUGGUGCUCCACCGGCGGCAACUGGAGCGCCGGCGAGCAAGGAACCAGAGCAGCCGGUGAAGAAGUGAUCGCCAUGUGCCGAUGAAGAUAAAGCUAUCUAGCUAGUCGUGGACAUCCUGUUAAUAACAACAUCGGCCUGGAAAUAUUGUUCUUGAGCCGUGGACAUUUUUGGUACGUUUGUUUAGUGCAGCUUUCUGAGCUAGAAGUAG